Molecule: messenger RNA, 285 nt
Organism: Hirsutella rhossiliensis
Lineage: Eukaryota; Fungi; Ascomycota; Sordariomycetes; Hypocreales; Ophiocordycipitaceae
Product: reverse transcriptase (RNA-dependent DNA polymerase) domain-containing protein
Exons: 2
Coding region: 1-285 (94 amino acids)
Source: RefSeq, a predicted model, not a curated record
AUGCGAGCCCUCUAUGGCCUCCGACGGUCCCCUCUUCUUUGGCAGAAGGAACUCACUGCUGCAUUCAGAGAGCUUGGUCUUACACAGUGUCCCGACGAACCCUGCAUCUUCCAGAACGACUGGCUCACUGUUUUCUUCUUCGUUGACGAUAUUGUUUUCCUCUAUCGCAAGGAAAACGAGGACGCAGCUGAUGAGAUGGUUGCAGCCCUCAAGAGGAAUCCGUUUGCACAUUUCCCACAGAAACUUCUAGGAGGCAUCAUCAACGCAUCAGUGGCUUCCAGAUGA